CCGCUGACACUUUCCCCAAACCGGAGCUUUGACUCUCAAAGACAAGACAACCAGUCGGAGGACGAAGCGAUACUCGAGAGAUAGGGGUUGUUCGCACCGUUUCUGCUCACAGUCUCUCCCACGGACUCUUAUCUAAGCGCAGAGGAAACUUCUGUUGCGCGGUUGGUAAAUAACUCCAGCGCGCCCGUUGACGUCAGUCUCCACAUUCUCACCGAGAGGAACCGGGGUUGCCCAAUCCUCAGGACGUGCGCCUUGUGCAGCUGGGACAAAACGACUCACUGGUUGCAACCAACAUGUGGUCAGUUUUUAAAUCAGCAUAAAUCUGGUUUAAAACGGGAGAAAACUCAGAACGCACUAGCGAGCGCGUGACUGAAGAAGAGUGUCAGAGGCGGGGUAGUUGUCUUAGAGCUGUUUGAGGCUUUUUAAAUGAUUGUUUCCAAUUCAGGAAACAGAAUCAGCUCGUUUUUGAUCCUGAGAGCCAGACGCGGAGUUUCCAGAGAGGUUGCAGUCUGAAGAACAUGCAGCGUGUUUAUGGAUCGUUGCGCAGCCAGGGACACCGGGAGUUGUAAGCUCUGCUGUGGCUCAUUUAUCAUGUUGAUGCCCCGCUGCUGCUGCUGCUCCUCCUGCUGCUGUAAACUUUGAUGUUUGAACGAAGUAUUUAGUAACAUCAUCAGACUGACGUUCUGACGCUCACAUAAGCUCGGACUGAUCUCUGAGGAAGGUGGGAAAAGCCUUUUUGUCCUCCCUCAUUUCACAUUUUCAAGACAUCAGGACGGAUCUCUAACGCGCACGCUGACCUUUUCCGUGAUUUUAACAAAGAUCAAGUGUUUGGGGAUAGCAUGGCAAUGGUAGUAAGCCAGUGGCCGGAGAACAUUUCUGCUGAUCCGGGGUCACAGCUCCAGAUGUGUGGCCAGGAGCCCGGUGGGGGACCGGGGACUCCCAACGGUUCCACCCCGGGUAACGACGCUCUUUCCGGGGACAAGAUCCCCAACGUGGACUGCAUGGUGUGUGGGGACAAGUCCAGUGGGAAGCAUUACGGCCAGUUCACCUGCGAAGGAUGCAAAAGCUUCUUUAAGCGCUCGGUGCGGCGGAACCUCACGUACACCUGCCGGGGGAACCGAGACUGUCCCAUCGACCAGCACCACCGUAACCAGUGUCAGUACUGCCGGUUGAAGAAGUGUCUAAAAGUCGGCAUGAGGAGAGAAGCUGUUCAGCGAGGACGCACGUCCAACUCCCAGAGCAGCCCAGGUCAGUACCUGACCAACGGCACCGACCCGUACAACAGCCAGCCCUACCUGUCCGGCUUCAUCUCCCUCCUGCUGCGCGCCGAGCCCUACCCCACUUCUCGCUAUGGGGCGCAAUGCAUGCAGGGGAACAACCUGAUGGGCAUUGAGAACAUCUGCGAGCUAGCUGCCCGCCUGCUGUUCAGCGCUGUGGAGUGGGCCAAGAACAUCCCCUUCUUCCCUGACCUGCAGCUCAUGGAUCAGGUGGCCCUGCUGCGAAUGUCGUGGAGCGAGCUCUUUGUCCUGAACGCCGCCCAGUGCUCCAUGCCUCUUCAUGUGGCACCUCUCCUGGCGGCCGCCGGCCUGCACGCCUCGCCCAUGUCUGCAGAGCGCGUUGUGGCCUUCAUGGACCACAUCCGGGUCUUCCAGGAGCAGGUGGAGAAGCUGAAGGCUCUGCAGGUCGACACCGCCGAGUAUUCCUGCCUCAAGUCCAUCGUGCUCUUCACGUCCGAUGCUAUGGGGUUGUCAGAUGUAGCCCACGUAGAGAGCAUUCAGGAGAAGUCCCAGUGUGCUCUCGAGGAAUACGUCAGGAACCAGUAUCCCAGCCAGCCCAACCGGUUCGGACGCCUGCUCCUUCGCCUGCCCUCUCUGCGUAUCGUCUCCUCUCCUGUCAUCGAGCAGCUGUUUUUCGUUCGCCUGGUGGGCAAGACACCCAUUGAGACAUUGCUCCGCGACAUGUUGCUCUCAGGCUCCAGCUACAACUGGCCCUACAUGCCCACCGUACAGCGGGAGCGGCCCCUCGCCCUCCACUACAAUGAGAACGGACCGUGAAGUGGAGCUCCCUUUCCUUCUCUUCGUUUUCUACAGUCUCACCUUUUCAGCUUCCCCAGAAGAAGCAUCUCCCUCACCAUUCCACUAUGAAUUCCCGAAACCCUCCUAGUUACACAGCCAACUGUUCUUCAUUGCCGAUACGAAGCCUUGGUGGCCCCGUGAAGUCCCUGAGCUGUCUACAUUUGAGAUGUGGCAUGAGCUGGACAGGUUGGUAGAAUCAGUUCAAGUACAGUUCACCAGCAGGUCUGUUGGACUCACUUCAGACGUCCGUCUCAAAACUGUGCAAACAGAAAACAUUCAGCUGAUUGCUGGUGCUAUGCCCGCACUCAGAGAGAACAAGCAUGGCAUAAAAAAAACUGAGCAAGGGGGCUUGCCAGAUGGACUCUACAGCCAAGAGCACAACGCCCAGGUGUAUAUCUACUAAUUUUAAAAACCAGAAGCCAUUAAAAGAAGACAAAUGCCAAAAUGUCUUCUGCAGAGGACACAUUGUAUUGUGUGUUAGUAGUAGCACUGUUUAUAUGGAGCGAAAAAUCAUGAUUGUGUCCAUAUGUACAGGAUAUCAUUGACUCUAAGGCAUUUUGGGGUUCAUUAAAUAAAGCUCAGGUUCAACGGGUGGGUAGAUGGACAAACACACAUCAGUACCAGCACAAGAACAUAAAGACAAACCCAGCUAUUUCUACACUUAUCAGCAACCCAUGCCAAAGCUGACAAAAGCAUAUUAUUUGGAGUUUAUGUGACAGUGUUGAUGAAAUCUUUUUGGUUUGUCUAUAAUUUUACUUGUUUGGAGACUCAGGUGGAGAGUAGGAGUUUAUAAUAUACAGUAUGUAUAUAUAUAUAUAUAU
Molecule: messenger RNA, 2896 nt
Organism: Nothobranchius furzeri (turquoise killifish)
Lineage: Eukaryota; Metazoa; Chordata; Actinopteri; Cyprinodontiformes; Nothobranchiidae
Gene: nr2f5
Product: nuclear receptor subfamily 2, group F, member 5
Biological process (GO): cell differentiation; regulation of transcription by RNA polymerase II; anatomical structure development
Molecular function (GO): RNA polymerase II cis-regulatory region sequence-specific DNA binding; zinc ion binding; nuclear receptor activity
Source: RefSeq, a predicted model, not a curated record